Molecule: messenger RNA, 1213 nt
Organism: Zea mays
Lineage: Eukaryota; Viridiplantae; Streptophyta; Magnoliopsida; Poales; Poaceae
Exons: 1
Coding region: 74-838 (254 amino acids)
Source: RefSeq, marked predicted
GCUGCAAUACUGAAAGGAUAAAUACUUCUCAUUAGUAGAGGAGCGGAAAAUAACAGGAAUAUAAAAGAAUUUAAUGAUACAAAUUGGAUCAAGCUUGUUAGCUAGUAAAGAUCUGACAUUGGAUCAGUGGAACAGAGUGGCCAUGAGAGACGACGGCAGCAACCAAGAAACACUGCUAAGUUAUUCCAAGUUGGCGAUCCACAAGCUGCUGCUACUGAAAAGAAAGCAUUUUGCGCUUUUGCUUCUGAUUGGGCUCACCGGUUCAUUCGGUGCCGUCAGCUCCAGCGAGGUCGUAACAACAUUCGUCUGUGUCUUCAUCCUGGCCGUUCUAGUUCCAUUCUGCUUCCUGCUCCAAGUGGCCAGAUUCGAGACUUGUUUCCUUGGACAUAAUAAAGGAGCGAGAGGCGAGGACGAUGCAAGCAGACGGGUCAAAUGCAGUCCGCCGCGUGAGUCAUCGACCUGGUUCGCCGCGUCUGCAGCGGUGCAUCAUAUGACGGGCAACCAGAGCCUGCUUCUGACCGGCGGCCACGGCAAUGGCAACAACGGUGAGGGCGCCGUCGUCCACCAGGUGGUCAAUGGAAGAGAGCUGCCGCUGCGAGUCCGCGGAAGCGGGUCGGUGCGCACGGAGCGCAUCGUCCUCGACGACGUGUGGUACGUCCCUGGUCUGGAUUUGAACCUGGUGUCCACCGGCCAGCUCGUCAGGCAGGGUUGCGCCGUCACCCUCGGCCCCGGCCCCGGCGGCUGCCGCAUCACCAGGGCAGGCGCCCUGGUCGGGUCCGCGCGUUUCACCGAGGCGAGCAACUUCCAGCUGGACUUCCUCAACCUCGCUGAUCCCUAAUAGCGCUGCUUCAGUUUGUUUCAACGAAUACGAGUCAGUCGAAGCCGCAGAAGCCUCGGACGCCAGCGCACUGCGCUCGCUAGCGCUCGCCGUGGACACGACCGGCUAGCUCCACCUGAGAUGGUACCUAUGGCCACCCUUAUGUCCCGCCGCCUUCUCGGCCACCUUGAGGGCCACCAGCGACUUGACCCACUUGCUCGACCACGGCGGUGGAGACGGAGGGGAUCUGGCGAGCAUGUGUGUGCGUUGGGGGGGAGACUUGAUUCCGAGCGGCGAUGAGGCCGACUCCGUCGAGCGGCGGCGGCGCAGGGACGAGGAGCAGUGGAUUCGUGCAGGGGAGUUGCCCUAUCGCUCGCGAGGUGCAGUGGAUCGAUC